AACUUUCUUCUUGUGUGGUAGUAAUAGCAAAGCGCAACAAUUGAAACCCAAAAAAACACGGCGUUUUCAACGGUCACUUUUACCAUCUCAAACCAAACAUUUGUGUGUGGUCAAAGGAAGGAACACCAACGAACAUGGCCGAAACCGAAACAUCCUCAUCCAACAACAACGAUAAUAAAAACAAUAUUCCAAUUGAAUUUGUCACCGACGAAGAAAUGGCUUUCAUAGAAGCAGCUUAUGCUUCUGUUACUUCUUCUUCUUCUUCGAUUUUCGCUCGUUCUCUUUCUUCUUGCUGUACUUCUUCAACACCUUCUUCUUCUCCUCGUCUUCACAACAAUUCACUCUCCAUCAACUCAAUCACUCUUCUUUCCAAACGAAAGCUUUCUUCUCCUUCUUCAUGUGCUGGUGACAUCGAAGACACUCUCAGAUUCGUUAAUUCUCGGAACAAACCCUCCAUUUCAGAUUCAUUUCUUCGUCGUUUCAGGAAGAAACGAGCCUUGUCCGUCACAGAUCUUACAUCCACGGAAUGGUGCCCGAAACAAAUGGAGUUUUCGCUCCUUCUUGGAGGGAAAAAGGUUAAUCAAUUUAUGAAAGCUGGCAUUGCUCGACAUGCGAAACUCGAAGCUGAGGUUAUAACACGCGUGGAAGUGAAGAUUCGGUCGCAAGAAGAUCGAUGGGCCUUGAAGCUUCUUAAUUUUAUUACCGGUGUGAAUCAGUUAUUGUUUGAAGGAUUAACUCGAGAAUUGCCUAUAAUAGGCUUUGCAGACGAUGUAUGGAUGAUAGGAGUGAUUGACGAAGUUCGGAUGCCGUUAACAGAAAAUGAUCAUAAUCCAAUAUUAAUAGACACAAAGACUCGUGCUCGAGAUACACUUCCUGCUGAACCACAGCGACGAAAUGGAAGGCUUCAACUGAUGUGUUACAAGUAUAUGUGGGACAAUUUAGUUGCUGAUAACUUUCCUUCUAAAAGCUUUUUUACUUAUUUUGGCUUAAACCCUCAGAGUAUUCUAUGCGAAGAUCUCAAAGUGCUAAGUGCUGAUUCUGGAUUUUCGGCUUUGACGCUUGAUGAUGUGGUGAGAUAUUACAGAAAUACAUAUACGAUGUUAUCUCCGGCUAACGAUCAGCUUUUAUUGAGAUACGAGUAUCAGAAAGAUCAUUCAUUGCUUUGUGAAGAUAAAUUUGUGUAUGACUCGGAGUGGCUAAAGGAGCAAAUUCAUUCAUGUCUUGAGUUUUGGCUUGGAGAGCGAGAAGCUACAUACGUUCACGAGGACGAGCGAUGGAAAUGUCGAUUCUGUCAAUACGCCCCUGUCUGCCCUGCAAAUACUGAUAGUAGGGGAAUGAGUGGCAAUACAAGCAAUGAUUCAAAACCCAAAGAAGACUAAAUAUCUAUCUAAAUGCUGAUUUUCGGAAGAUACUUUUAGCUUCUUCAAUAACGGUUGAAAGGAAGAAAAAACGAGAUAUUUCAACCAGAUUGUUUAUCUGUUCUAAUAAAAGUCUUCUUCCCCUGACGAUACGUGGUGAAAUUUCACAUCUCUUUUCUCGCCGAUUUUUCCAAAUCAGAAAAGAACUUGAUGGUUAUUAUAACUUAUAGGCCUCUGGUAGGUUUAUUGUAAGCAUUGUUUUAUUCAUUUAUGGAAUGUAUUGUUGUUGUAGCCGUGUGUUAAGUAAAAAGAAAUGUUCCAUAUUCAUGUAUAUAGUUAUAGUUUGUUUUUGGGAUAAAAGUGUAAAAUUUGUAUUAAUACUUUCAAAGGCAUCAUUUGAGAUGGUUGUGAUGAGUAGCACUUUGAUGGAUAA
Messenger RNA from Lathyrus oleraceus (garden pea), 1791 nucleotides. Its product is annotated as exonuclease V, chloroplastic. The coding region runs from base 135 to 1379 and encodes 414 amino acids. Gene Ontology annotation, molecular function: single-stranded DNA 5'-3' DNA exonuclease activity. Gene Ontology annotation, cellular component: nucleus. The transcript is spliced from 7 exons. The record is from RefSeq and is a predicted model, not a curated record. NCBI's taxonomy places the organism in Eukaryota, Viridiplantae, Streptophyta, Magnoliopsida, Fabales, Fabaceae. Gene Ontology annotation, biological process: interstrand cross-link repair.